AUGCUUCUUGGAAUUUUGCCUGUCAAUCGCUUUAUUUGCCGUGAAGAUACAAGCUCUUCAGAUACUUUGGUCAAAGACAUCACCGGCUCCCCUCCCGUCGCUGCGGUCGGUCUUCCUUCUCCUCGUUGCGGUCGAUCUUCCUUCUCCUCGCCGCCGUUGCCACUGCUUCUUCCACCCUCGCCGGCGUCAGACCUUCUUUCUCCUUGCGAACAUCCUUUUCUUCCUUCCCGUCGCUGGCAUCCUGAACUUGUUUGCAAAGCAACAAAUCUUGUGAGCCUCCAAGCCCGCCUCAGCAGGUUCCAUCAUCACCUCAAGGAGAUUCUCAGCCAUAAGAGGGCUGCCAUACAUGAAGCCAUGGAAAAACAAACAAUAUCCAUAACUAAAGCAGGAAUAACAACAAUUCUGAAUUCCAGGACUUCUGUAUUAGCUACAACAAACCCUCCAUCAGGUCGUUAUGAUGAUCUCAAAACUGCACAAGAUAACAUUGACUUACAAACUACAAUUCUUUCAAGAUUUGACCUCAUCUUCAUUGUCGAAGAUAUAAACAUGUUCAGCCAAGACAAGAUUCUUCUUGUUGUUGGAGCUGAAGCUACUGCUCAAGACACGCAACAUAGAGGUACAACUCUACAUAUUGCUGCUAUGACUAAUGAUUUGGAGUUAGUUAAAAUUAUUCCUUAUGUUGGAGUUGAUGUGAACAUAAGGAAUGUGCAAAAAACCAUUCCUUUGCAUGUGGCAGUGGCAAGAGGAUCAAAAUCAUGUGUUGGAAUGCUUCUUUCUACAGGUGGUCUGAACUACCCACCCCACCCCUACCCCCUACCCACCCCCACCCCACCCUCUCCUGUAGAUACAAACUCCAGUGUUACACAUCUCUCAAGUGGUGAAUCAGAAUUGGAGUCUUCAGAUGAGGAAAAUGUUGGAGGUAAGAGAAAGCAUAUAAAAUGGGAAUCCAUAGUGGGUCCCGCUGUUGACAAAGAUGUAGCACAUGAAGUUGUUGGAUUGAGAGCUACAACCUUAGGUCACUCUCUCUGGGAAUCAGCAACCUGUACGCACAGAAAUUACAGAGGCUGCAAUGGAAAGGGUUCAGAAAAACUGUCACUUCUGAUUACAGAAGCAUAUAGAGAUGCCCAUCAAAAGAGUGUCCAGGCCAUGAAAGCACGAAUGGGCGAUCUUGCACAGAGCUUAGGAAUACCCCAAGCAUCAUCUCCAGAUAAGAAGUUUCCUCAAUCUGAUUUUUCUCCUUACCAGAACAACAAAUUUGAGUGGAAUCCAACUGGAUCAGGUAUUAUGUGGGGACUUUAUGAGUUUCAUGUAUUCUUGCACCCAUACCCACAUGUUACCUUGCUAGUGAUUGCAACUACUCAAGUUUACAAGUCAAUUGCAUGA
Messenger RNA from Lactuca saligna, 1383 nucleotides. The record is from the annotation of a GenBank genome assembly. Lineage: Eukaryota; Viridiplantae; Streptophyta; Magnoliopsida; Asterales; Asteraceae.